GUGGUUGAAGCAUGUUUACUGUAAGGCCGUCUCGCAUUAGUGAUUUUAGUUUUCUCUCUUUUUACGUAGUGCAUUUCCCAAACCUAUAUAGAUGCAGUCGAAAAAAAAACCCUAAGUAGUCGCUUAUCAGUUUAUUUGUCAGGAUGUUUUGUGUAGUCAGCAAACGUCUUAGUGAGAAUAUGGGUCGGACGAGAGGUCGGAGGUCAUACCUAUUGACAAAAGUUCGUGGUGUAACAGAUCACUUGUAAAGAUAUUGUGAAGAGGACAGUCAGCAACAUGUUGUCCCGUAGUUUGUCCAGGUACUCAAGAGCACUGCCAUGCAAUAUCAGCAAUGUAGUGCAUCGGAUGGAGUCUUCACAGACCUCCUCUGCCAAAGUGACCAGCGGGUUUAUAGAGGAGCUGAAGAAAAUUGUGGGCAAUGGCAAUGUGUCUACAACAAGUGCUAUGAGAGAACAACAUGGACAUGAUGAAUCUUACCAUGUCACAUCCCUACCUGAUGCUGUGGUCUUUGCACAAAGUGUUGAUCAUGUGAGCAAGGUUGCAAAGCUGUGCAAUGACAAUGGAGUGCCUCUUAUUCCAUUUGGUAGCGGUACAGGACUAGAAGGGGGCAUCAAUGCCACACUAGGGGGUGUCUCUUUGGAUGUCAGUCAAAUGACAAAAAUUGUUGCUGUCAAUGCAGAGGACUUUGACUGCACUGUUGAAUCAGGUGUAACACGUAUGAACCUGAACAGCUUUUUAAGGGACACUGGUCUUUGGUUUCCUGUUGACCCUGGAGCUGAUGCAAGUCUGUGUGGAAUGUGCUCUACAAGUGCAUCAGGCACAAAUGCUGUUCGUUACGGAACAAUGCGAGAAAAUGUACUUAAUUUGGAAGUAGUGUUAGCUGAUGGUCGUGUCAUUUGGACAGCUGGGCCCAAUAAGAGAUGCAGGAAAACAUCAGCAGGCUACAACCUAACCAAUCUGUUUGUGGGGUCUGAGGGUACCCUGGGAAUUAUUACCAAGGCAAUCAUUAAACUCUAUGGCAUUCCAGAAUCGAUUGUAUCAGCUGUGGUGCAUUUUCCUUCUGUGCAAGGUGCUGUAGACACAACUGUACAGAUUCUUCAGUGUGGCAUUCCUAUAGCUCGGCUAGAAUUCCUAGAUGAAGUUGCCAUUGAUGCUUUCAACAAGUUCAGCAAGUUCAACAUGAAAGUCAGCCCCUCUCUCUUUCUUGAGUUUCAUGGCUCCAGUUCUGGUGUAAAAGAACAGGUUCAAAUUGCCGAGGAUAUUGUUAAGGGAAACGGUGGCGAGGAUUUCAAGUGGGCCACUGACCCUGAAGAGAGGAACCGUCUCUGGAAAGCCCGCCAUGAGAUUCUCUAUGCAUGCACUGCACUAUGUCCUGGCUCUAAACCAUACUCAACAGAUGUCUGUGUACCCAUAUCACAUCUUCCAGAAAUCAUCCUGCGCUCAAAGGAAAUGGUCAAAGAAGCUAACCUAAUUGUUCCAAUUCUGGGUCAUGUGGGAGAUGGGAAUAUCCAUAGCGUGUUUUUGAUUGGUUCCACCUCAGAUGAGGAAUUCAGACGCAUUAAAAGGUGUAUCAAUACCAUAAAUAAAAUAGCCAUGGAGUUAAGUGGUACCUGCACAGGUGAGCAUGGCAUUGGGAUCGGCAAGCGGGAUUUGUUGGAGAAAGAAUUGGGCAAAGAUUGUUUAGAUGUCAUGAAGGACGUGAAACUUGCCUUUGACCCAAAGAUGAUAAUGAACCCUGGCAAAGUCUUCCUAUAAAUGCAUCUUGAGAAUCAAAAUUGACAGUCUUUAAUCCUUUAAUCCUAGCUGAAAGUUGUGCUUUUGUCUUUCUUGUACAGAUGCUGAAAAAUGUUAAAUCAUGGGAUUUUCCUACUUUUGGAGUUUUGUUUAAGUGGUGAAUGCUAUUCUCUUUCUCUGCAUUCCUUUCAUACUGUGCAUCAGAAGCUUGUCCACAUCAGAAAGUCGAUUUUAUACUUAAAGGAAUGGCUUUGCUUAAGAUUAAGUUAAUGUUGCAUAAAUAUGAUUCCAUUUGGCACAAUACAAUAUAUUUGCGCAUAAUAAGCAUUUCUUUAAAGAUGCACAAUGUCGAGUAGAGUAGGCUUGUGCAGUUAUCUAAAUGUCUGUGCAGCUCAACAUUACACAGGACUUUGAAAAGUCAGCAUGUAAAUGUUCUGUUCCAAGAUUAACAACAGCCUUGGUUAUUUUUGUCUCUAUUGGCAGACUUUUUCAUCACAUCAGUUAGUAACACCUUUAAAGGUAAUGAUGUAAAUAGCAGUACCACUCGUUCAACGGGAAAGAAUCAAUCUAUGACAUAGUCAUGCAUGUUAAUCAUGAGUUACCACUCUUGAACAGUAAACCCUUUCCAUGAUGAAAUGUGAUUUAUUUGUUUUAUUGUUACAAAAAAAUCUAUGGUGAAGAUAAUGUUGCUUUUAGAAGUUUUCAUCAGCUCAUAUGAGCCAAUCACAUAUUGUAUCCACGAACCUAUACACGUCUGUGAUUGUGUGGACAGUAUGGUAAUACAUGUAUAUCGGUGUUGCCAGCUGUUCUUCAAGUCAUAAUGGGGUGCAAAUAGGAAACAAAUGUUUCAAACUAGAAUAUUGUUGGAAUAAGAUACAGAACGUUUAUUUCAGCUUUCACUUACGCACAACCAAUAGUAAAAAGAAUAUUUGCUCAACUUCCUAUUCCAGAAUGUUAAAUAUUAUGUUAAAUUAUUUUUUUAUUCAGAGCAAUAAAGACUGAUUUUGAGAG
Molecule: messenger RNA, 2745 nt
Organism: Pomacea canaliculata
Lineage: Eukaryota; Metazoa; Mollusca; Gastropoda; Architaenioglossa; Ampullariidae
Product: probable D-lactate dehydrogenase, mitochondrial
Exons: 12
Coding region: 277-1755 (492 amino acids)
Biological process (GO): lactate catabolic process
Cellular component (GO): mitochondrion
Molecular function (GO): D-lactate dehydrogenase (cytochrome) activity; FAD binding; D-lactate dehydrogenase (NAD+) activity
Source: RefSeq, a predicted model, not a curated record